GUUUCCACGGUUUGUUUGGAGGACUCACCGGCUCAUGCUUGAUCUUCCAGUCCUCAGUCAUUAAUGACCGGUUCCCACCGUUGAUUUGCAAAACGAGCAGUUGCGGGUGCUGGACCUGAAUGGACAUGACAGGGAAGUCUAAUUGAACACCACGUUAAGAUGAUACAGUCACUGCAUUCAUCAGGACCUGAAUAUCAUUGGACUUUGAAUAUGAAAGGAGAAAUGUCUGUCAGCUUUGCGAAAGGGGCAAGAUUUCUUACCUCAGUGAUUGACAAAAAACUGAAACUAUCACACACCCCAGAGUGAGAAUGUACCAGUUCAAUGACGGUGAAAAGAGCUUUAACCAGUUACAAAGGCUGACUGAGAGUGUUCCAGUGCACUGACUGUGGAGAAAGCUUUAACAAAUUACGCAGCUUGAAAAAAAAACAACAUUCACAGUAUGGAGAAGCUAUCCAAGUGUUGUGUGCCUUAAAAAAGCCUUCAACUGAUUGUUUAAUCUGGAGAGACACAAGGACAUGCAAAGCAUGGAGAAACCUUGGAAAUGUGAGGACUGUGGUAAAGGAUUCAAUUAUCCAUCUCUGCUGGAAAUUCAUCGACGCAGUCACACCGGUGAGAGACCAUUUAUUUGUUCGGUGUGUGGGAAGGGAUUUACGAAAUCAUCCAGCCUCAUGUACCACCAGCGAAUUCACACUCAAGAGAAGCCGUUCAGCUGCACUUAUUGUGGAAAAAUGUUCAGACAGUCAUGCAACCUCACUGCACACCAGCGAAUUCAUACUGAGGAGAGGCCAUUUAGUUGCACUCACUGUGGAAAAAAAUUCAGGCAGUCGUCGAAUCUCACUGCACACCAACUAAUUCACACUGGGGAGAAGUCGUUCAUCUGCUCUGUGUGUGGGAAAGGAUUUGCUCAGUCAUCUGGCCUUUGGUCCCAUCAGCGAAUUCACACUGGGAAGAAGUUAUCCAGUGACACUUGCUGUAGAAAGAGGUUAAAGUCUUCAGCUGACCUCGCGUCACAAGAUGAUCCUGGAGAGAAGCCAUUCACUUGCUCUGUGUGUGGAAAGGGAUUUAGUCAGUCAGGCAGCCUCCUGUUACACCAGCGAAUUCACACUGAGGAGAGGCCAUUCAGCUGCACUCAAUGUGGGAAGAGGUUUAAGCAUUCAAACACUCUCACUGCACACCAGCGAAUUCACACUGGGGAGAAGCCAUUCACUUGCUCCAAGUGUGGAAAGGGAUUUGCUCAGUCAUCCAACCUGGUAGUACACCAACGAAUUCAUGCAGAAGAAAAACCUUUAAACUGCACUCACUGUGGAAAGUGUUUCAGAUCUUCUUCGAAUCUCAUUGCACAUCUGCGCACUCAUACUGGGGAGAGACGGUUCAUCUGUUCUGUUUGUGGGAAGGGAUUUACUCAGUCAGCCAGCCUCAUGUUACACCAGCGAAUUCACAGUGGCGAAAUGCCAUUCAGCUGCAGUCAGUGUGGAAAAAGGUUCAGACAUUCAUCCACCCUCACUGCACACCAGCGAGUUCACACUGGGGAAAAGCCAUUUAUUUGCUCCAUAUGUGGAAAAGGAUUCACACACUCGUCUGGCCUUUGGUCUCACAAGCGAGUUCACACUGGGGAGAGACAAUUCAGUUGCAUUGCAUGCAGAAAAAGGUUCAGAUCUGCAUCUGAUCUCAAUGUACAUAAGCGAGUUCAUACUGGGGAGAGACCAUUCACUUGCUCCACAUGUGGGAAGGGAUUUACUCUGUCAUCCAAUCUGCUGACACAUCAGAGAAUUCAUAAGCGUAAACAGAGACCACAUCCUAUUUCUACCUAUGUCAUUUGUGCCAUGUGUAGUGACUUCUGGUUGCUCAUCCUCCCCCUUGAGAACAUUCUGCAGCCAGUCCGUGGCAUCCUGGACCCUGACAUCUGGGAAGCAACACUGCAUCCUGGAUUCCUCUCUGUGGCCCCAGAAUAUCCUGCCCACAACAAUUUGCUUGUCUGUGCAGGUGACAUGCUUCCAGACUCUAAUGUAUGUGCCAAAGUGAUGCCUCUCCCUAUUGUUUGGCCUCUGCCGGACGUCGUCUUCCUGCUGAUCACGGGCUGUUGCCAGACGAUCCGCUCCCCAAUGCAGGUGAUGCUUCCAGGCUCUGAUACUUGCACAGAGCAGCAUUUUGGAAUUAAAUUAUCAAGGUACACGAAACAAUGUGAUGAGAUACUUUACAGAAAAGUGAAAGCUUCAUUGAUCAAGAUCAUUAGUGAGGAAAUUUGCAAGUUUCUGAAUUCAAUCAUUUUCAACACAGCAGCAGCAACAUUUGGUAAAACCAGAACCCGUAACAAGGACUGGUUUGAGACCUGUUCAGGGUUGGAGAACUACAUACACCCCAUGUUCCAGGAACAAUAUUGUGUCUGCCUUUGGGGAUCCCCCCAAGCUGCUAACACCUGUUGGGAAGCAGAACUGAUAGUGUUGGCUUCUGUAUAUACUCAUAAUUCCACCUGUUCUGCUGAGGUGCCUGAGAGCAAGCUGCCUUGCUCUAUCACUUUGUGUAAGGUGGUAACGACCCAGCCUGCUUUCCGUAUGCUAUUCUCAACAAAUGAAGACCUGUCUGUGAAAAGGACCAGAAUAGUGGGAUUGACUGGACUAGCGGAAGUUGGGGAUUUACAAGAGGGUAGUCCAGUAUGUCCACCAGACAUCUGUUACCUGGGAGACCUGAUUCAUGGACAACAUGGUGUGAACUGUGUGAGAACGCUUAAUAAUCAACUGAUCAAGUAUGAUGGGUGCUGUGGCCAUCACAACCCUACACGUAGCCUCCAUGGUUCUCUGGCAACUACCCCAUCCUACAAUCACUGUAUCCAGCUGAGUGAAAUGGUAGCCACUGGUUCGCUGCCUGACACCAUGCUCCUGUACAAGUAUAAGCUUCAUGUGACAAUCAUUCUCAUGUACAUAGAGGGGAGACCCACCGUGCCAUUCACGAAGGAGUUCCAGGAUUUUGACCCAGUGACACUGAAGUUUGUUACAAACAGUGAUGGACAGAAUCAGAGAGAGAAAUCUGCUUUGGCGAGUAGUGGGCUGCUUUUGGCGAGGCUUGGGGGUUGGCCUCAGGGAACAGCCAAGUUCCAGGCACCACAGUUGGCUCUGCUAAGAGCAGUGGAAGCCCUUCAAAAUUGGAGAAGAAUGCUUAAAAAGGAAAUUAGAGCAAAGAAGGGCCACAAAAUAUCUUUGACAGAUGCGAUCAAAAGCCUCAUGGAUUUUUCGGGCGAUGUUCAAAAUGAGUGGGAGUUCAAUACAAUUCAGAAUGGCCACAGCUUGUCUAUUAUCAAGCUGCCAAAACCUCAUGCAACACGUAAGGAAGGAAAAGGACGCAAAUCCUGCACUCCAGUUUCCUCUACCCGAGAAUAUCGUUGUACUUUGAGCAUGGAAGGAAAAAGCACCAUUCGCAUUGGGGAGAAACUGUAUGUAUGUUCUGUGUGUGGACGAGGCUUUAGCCGAUCAUCUGGUUUGUCCAGAUACAAGUGCAGUCACACGGUGGAGAACCCGUGGAAAUGUGAGGACUGUGGGAAGGGGUUCAAUUACCCGUCUGACUUAGAAACUCAUCGGCGCAGUCACACGGAGGAGAAACCGUUCACCUGUCCUCAGUGUGGUAAGGCCUUCGCUCAGUCAUCAACCCUCCUCAAACAUCAGCGUGAUCACAAUGGCCAUAUGCCAUUCACCUGUCCUGAAUGUGGGAAGCGACUUAUUCAGUUUUCCAACUUAUUCGGUCAUCAGAGAACUCACACUGGGGAGAGGCCGUUCAUCUGCACAGAGUGUGGGAAGGGAUUCACUCAGUCAUCCCAGCUGAUGGCACACCAGCGAGUUCACACUGGGAACAGGCCUUUCACCUGCUCCGAAUGUGGGAAGAGAAGUUCUCAGUUAUCAGAUCUGCUGAAACACCAGCGUGUUCACACCAGUGAGAAACCAUUCACCUGCUCUGAGUGCGGAAAGGGAUUCACUCAGUCGUCCCACUUGCUGAAACACCAACGAGUUCACAGUGAUGAAAGACGAUUUGAAUGCCUGCACUGUGGGAAGCGUUUUAAAAGUUGUGUGGAAUUGAUGUCCCAUCAACACGUUCAAAGUGACGAGAGACCUUUUAAAUGCCAAGACUGCGAGAAGUGCUUUAAAACCUCAGGGGAACUGAUAACCCAUCAACGUGUUCACACUGAUGAGAGAUCAUUCAGGUGUUCUCACUGCAGGACUGGGUUCAGAAAAUCAUCUCAACUCAGUGUACACCAGCGAAUUCACACUGGGGAGAGGCCGCUUAGCUGCUCCCAUUGUGGGAAUAGAUUUAAUCAUUUGUCGAAUCUAUUAAAACAGAAGUGUAUUCACACUGGGGAAAAGCCAUUUUCCUGCUCUGAUUGUGGGAAAGGAUUCACUCAGUCAUCCCAUCUGUUGAGGCAUAAGCAAGUUCACAAGUAACUAGCAUGAUUGGGUUUGGCUGUUAAUCACAUACAGGACUGAACCAUGUUAAUUGGGGUGAAUUUCUGUGGAUGUUCAAUAGUUCGAGGUGUUCAUGUUCUGGAUAAAGUGAAAUAAAUUAUUUUUUGUGUGAAACAUAUGAAUGUUUAGUCUUUUUAUUAUCUCUGGAACUAGUAACUAAUUGUUGAAGGACUCUCCCUCUCCCAUUUCGCUAUCCUCA
Molecule: messenger RNA, 4647 nt
Organism: Stegostoma tigrinum
Lineage: Eukaryota; Metazoa; Chordata; Chondrichthyes; Orectolobiformes; Stegostomatidae
Product: zinc finger protein 91-like
Exons: 14
Coding region: 516-4427 (1303 amino acids)
Cellular component (GO): nucleus
Source: RefSeq, a predicted model, not a curated record